UUUGUCCUCGACAUGCGUCAUGCAUUCGACGCAACUAUAAAACACUUGACCUCCCUACUCUCGCAGUUAAUCGCUCCCCCCAGCCGGCAGUGACUACACGCAUCGCGUUGUGUUCCAAAUUUAAACAGUUAAAAAACCGAUAUGCCCAUCGAUCUGUACUACGUGCCGGGCUCCGCCCCUUGCCGCGCCGUGCUCCUUACAGCCAAGGCCCUCAACCUGAACCUAAACCUUAAGCUCGUAGACCUGCACCAUGGGGAACACCUCAAGCCAGAGUACAUUAAGCUAAACCCCCAACACACAGUCCCCACACUAGUUGACGACGGGUUCUCAAUCUGGGAGUCCCGAGCUAUCAUCACAUACUUGGUGAACAAAUAUGCCAAGGGCAGCGGCCUGUACCCCGAGGAGCCUAAAGCGAGGGCCCUAGUAGACCAGCGCCUGUAUUUCGAUAUUGGCACUCUGUACCAGAGAUUUGCUGAUUACUUCUACCCACAAGUAUUCGGUGGUGCGCCCGCUGACAAGGACAAGCUAGCCAAGAUCGAAGAUGCUCUUCAGCUCCUCAACACAUUCCUGGAAGGGCAGAAGUUCUGCGCCGGCCCCAACCUGACACUCGCUGACCUAAGCCUUAUCGCCAGUGUGUCAAGCUUCGAAGCCUCGGAUAUUGACUUCAAGAAGUACCCUAAUGUUAAGAGAUGGUAUGAAACAGUGAAGACAUCGGCGCCCGGCUACCAAGAGGCUAACGAGAAGGGUUUGGACGCCUUCAAGGGGCUCGUCAACAGUAUGAUGAAGAAGUAACUCAAGCAUCCUCAAACCAGCUCCAUUCGUUUAUACAGAUGACAAUAAACCAACGAAGCUCAAUAAACAUCACUCUUUACGUCAACCAAGUUAUUAUUGAGACUUCGUUUAACCAGAUUUAAAGAAAUAUUUUUAUACUGGCUUUUCCUACUCUCUGGUUCGUCUAUCUAUGAUCGGAUUUUUUCAAUUUUCUUUUGGAUAAUCGAAUGGAGUCGUUUCAUGAUACACAGUAUAAAAUGCUGUCACUUUCACAAAUUGUUUUCUCAAGUUACACCGUUUUACAUUCUGAUUUAUUUAAGAAUAGGUUAUAAGGCACGAAUAAAAGUUAAUAUAAAAA
This is a messenger RNA of Helicoverpa zea (corn earworm), 1129 nucleotides long. RefSeq names its product glutathione S-transferase 1-like (gene GSTd2). Gene Ontology annotation, molecular function: glutathione transferase activity. The transcript is spliced from 5 exons. Lineage: Eukaryota; Metazoa; Arthropoda; Insecta; Lepidoptera; Noctuidae. Bases 142 to 792 code for a protein of 216 amino acids. Gene Ontology annotation, biological process: glutathione metabolic process. The record is from RefSeq and is a predicted model, not a curated record.